UCAACAUCUGGAAAUGAUUUUCAACAUCAUUGUAAAGGAAUGAUAAGACAACAAGAUAAAGAAGCGAUUUUAUUUGAAGAUUACAGUAAUGUUCGAGAAAAAAUUAAAAGAAAAAGAGUUUGUUAUCGAUAUGGUUCAGAAGAUCAUAUUGUAUAUAAUUGUAAAGAAGUAAAAAAAUGUUAUAGAUAUAAUCGUAGUGGUCAUUUGGCACGAAAUUGUCAUAUUUAUGAUUUUUAG
This is a messenger RNA of Cetraspora pellucida, 237 nucleotides long. NCBI's taxonomy places the organism in Eukaryota, Fungi, Glomeromycota, Glomeromycetes, Diversisporales, Gigasporaceae. The record is from the annotation of a GenBank genome assembly.